UCCAGCAAAGCUGGCUAUACCAACAUAAUCUAACCAAAUAUUUAUAGAAAGCAACAGAAGUGAGUCGUCCUCCAUAAGAAUCGGAUAAUCGAACGGUACAUUCCUAUCAAGAAGAGUCAAGAUUGAAACGUGCGUGUGAAGUGAAGAUUCAACUAAUGCACACAGCGAGCAAGCCGGUUGCUUGUGACUGGAGUUACUAGACUGUGGAAACACAAGGCUGGCUGAGGUGGUGUGGAAACCGCUUUCAGAGUUGCAGCACCUACCGACCGACCAAUUCAUUGCGCUGUUAGAACGAGUGAUAGAUACUACCUACCUAUCUACGUGGGUAUCGCACAAAAAGCUCCACCUUUCGCCAAAGAUGGCCUGCAAAUGUCUCAAGUCCAAAGUGCUCAAAGUGACACUGUUCGUGGUGCUGGUGACCUUCCUGCCCGGGUUGCCUCCGUAUCCGACGUUCCCGUUCAAGGCGUUUAGCGUAACCCCUCCACGAGACUUGGAGGGCGUCCUAGCGCCCAACCAACUACUCAACAACGCAGAACAGUGGCUCGAAAACCAACUGGUUGCACCGGAAACCAUUCUGGUCCGAGGGAACACAACCUAUGCGUCCGUUGCCGGAGGCAAGGUCUUGGAAAUCACCAAAAACGAUCAGAUCCGGGUGGUGGCCAAGUUCGGUGUGGAAUGUCAGGGAAACUACGACGAACGCGUUUGCGGUCGUCCACUUGGGAUAGCGUUCGAUACCCAGGGUAACAACCUGAUCGUGGUCGAGCCCUACUUUGGCAUAUACCAGGUGCAGAUCAAAACCGGCGAAAAGAAGCUGCUAGUUUCGUUGGACGAGGUUAUCGAAGGCGGAAAAGUAUCCCGCAAGCCUGGCAUUCCGAACGGUUUGGCAGUCGCUCGGAAUGGAGAUUUGUACUGGUCUGAUACGUCUUCGGAUUUCCGCUUUGAAGACGCACUGCAGGCCAUGCUUCUGAAUCCGUCCGGCCGUCUGUUGCAUUACUCGCGGGCUUCCGGUCAGAACCGCGUGCUAAUCGACGAAGUCUACGGUGCCAACGGAGUAGCUCUCAGCAAAGACGAAAGCUUCGUGCUGGUGGCCGAACUCGGAGGACAGCUGAUCCGUAGAUACUAUCUGAAAGGUGCCAAAGCGGGAACAGACGACAUCUUCAUCGAUGGUCUGCCGGGAUCGAUCGACAACCUUGUUGGCGAUGAUACAGGUUUAUGGGCUUCGGUGGUGAUUGCCGCUGACAAAUCGAACCCAUCGCUAGUGGCCAUGCUUGCACCCUUCCCGAAUGUCCGGAAAUUCCUCGUCCGCGUGAUGAGCUUGGCGGAGCUUCCAUUCGACUUCAUCUACAAGCAGACGGGCAAUCAACUGGCUUUGCGAGUGUCCAACUUCAUCGGGAAUCUUGGAAGCGUGGCACCGCUAUUCCCAAAACGUGGCACGGUCCUCCGGUUGGAUUGGGAGGGAAACAUUCUGACAGCACUGCACAGCGACGAUGGCCGCACCAAUUUGAUAGCGCAUGCCGUGCAGAGUGGAGAUUAUCUGCUGCUCGGUUCGCCCAUUUAUCCAUCGAUUCGGAAGGUUAAGCUGACGGAAGAGGUGCUGCAAAUUGUGUCGCCAGGACGCAAGGUGCCAGCGAAGGUUACCGUUGAUACCAAAAAGAAGCAGAAACCAGCGGGUCACGAAGAAUUGUGAGGUAGUUUAUGUGAAUGUAGAUUUUUAAGUGUGAGGGUUAAUAAAGUUGGAUUUGUGUGUGAAAGGUUA
Messenger RNA from Aedes aegypti (yellow fever mosquito), 1756 nucleotides. Its product is annotated as adipocyte plasma membrane-associated protein. Gene Ontology annotation, biological process: biosynthetic process. Lineage: Eukaryota; Metazoa; Arthropoda; Insecta; Diptera; Culicidae. Bases 359 to 1687 code for a protein of 442 amino acids. The record is from RefSeq and is a predicted model, not a curated record. The transcript has 3 exons. Gene Ontology annotation, molecular function: strictosidine synthase activity.